AUGAGAAAACUGGCUUUUCGUUAUAGAAGAGUAAAAGAAAUUUACAACACAUAUAAAAAUAAUGUUGGAGGUCUGCUUGGCCCAGCAAAGAGGGAAGCUUGGCUACAGUUGAGGGCUGAGAUUGAAGCCUUGACAGAUUCUUGGUUAACACUUGCACUGAAAGCCCUCACCUUAAUUCAUUCUAGGACAAAUUGUGUAAAUAUACUUGUUACAACUACCCAACUUAUACCAGCAUUGGCGAAGGUCCUGUUGUAUGGAUUAGGAGUUGUGUUUCCCAUUGAAAACAUUUAUAGUGCAACUAAAAUAGGUAAAGAAAGCUGCUUUGAGAGGAUAGUCCAGAGGUUUGGCAGGAAAGUGGUCUAUGUAGUAGUAGGAGAUGGAGUAGAAGAAGAGCAAGGAGCCAAAAAGCAUUCAAUGCCAUUUUGGAGAAUAACAAGCCACUCAGAUUUAAUGGCACUGCACCAUGCCCUGGAACUUGAAUACUUGUAG
Molecule: messenger RNA, 489 nt
Organism: Staurois parvus
Lineage: Eukaryota; Metazoa; Chordata; Amphibia; Anura; Ranidae
Source: the annotation of a GenBank genome assembly